AACAACCCACCACAAUUAUGAUGCAGAAAGAAUGUUUUCUCAUGGUUCUUCGAUGGAGGGCCCUGGGAACGACGAACAUGCUAGCAGUCCAGACUCCAGUUCAUUUCCCAGGGCACUGUGCGAAGCAGAUACACUUGCAAAACCGAAUAUAGCCGGUUGCAUGCGGGCCCAGUUUGGGAACCAUUUCCCUAGCUGAAAACACCGGCAGACCUCCAAGGACUGGUCGAAACCAGUGUGGCAGCUCUCCCAGGCUCUGCUUGGGUAGAGGUGCGUGGGGACCCACUGACCCGGCGAGAAAGCUCCCCAACAUCCUCAGACGAAUUUUCCUAGGAUCUAGUUUCUGCUUGGGCUGAAAACUGUCUAUAUCAACAAAACAGCGACUAUACUCAGAACCGCCCGCGAACUUCCCCUUCCACACAUAAUCCUGGGUCCGCUGCUUUCGAUUAUGGUACCCUCGCUACUGGAACCUCUUUUGCAAAGGUUUUUAUCUUACUGUAGCUCGGGGCCUUCGAUGCAGCGCUCUCCCCUUCUCAUCUCUGAAUUCCCUUUCUCUUUCUCCAGUCUUUUGUCCUUUUAGCAUACGUGCGGUCCAGAAGCCCACAGACUGGAAGAAACAGAGCCAUAAAGACUGCGGUGUCUCUGAGUUUUAUUUAGGGGCCUGGAUUCUCCCAGGGACUACGGCAUCACGAUUUAAGAAAAUUAAAAAGAAAAAUAAGAAAGGCAAGGGGCUAUGAGGGACCGGUAGAGGGCAGAGAAGAGAGAAGAAAAACAAGAAAAUGACGCAACAUCCAGAGCCGGGAGGAUUUAGAAAGGUUCCCGCCCGCGCGCUUUCGGUUUUCACUCUGGUCCGAUCCUCUCAUAUAUCAGAGGGAAGCCACGUUCAGUGUUUCACAGGCUGGUAUUUCCGACUGCAUCUACCAUGUCUGGGAGAGGAAAGGGUGGGAAGGGCUUAGGCAAGGGGGGUGCCAAGCGCCACCGCAAGGUUCUGCGCGACAACAUCCAGGGCAUCACCAAGCCCGCCAUCCGCCGCCUGGCCCGGCGCGGUGGUGUCAAGCGCAUCUCCGGCCUCAUCUACGAGGAGACCCGCGGGGUGCUGAAGGUGUUCCUGGAGAACGUGAUCCGGGACGCCGUCACCUACACCGAGCACGCCAAGCGCAAGACCGUCACCGCCAUGGACGUGGUCUACGCGCUCAAGCGCCAGGGGCGCACCCUGUACGGCUUCGGAGGCUAGGCCCCCCGCCACUCCUUCAUCCCCCAUCCCUAACGGCCCUUUUUAGGGCCAACCACAGGCUCAUCAGGAGAGCUGGCACUCUUGACUGCUGGGUCUGAACCAAAUUACAGUCGAUCUAGGUUCGGUAUGGUGAAGGCGCAUCCUCAAAAUGGAGUCGCCCAGUUUGUUGGAAGCCGCGCUACCGGGCGUCCGUUUAGUGCCCUCCAUUAAGGUUAAUUUCCUGGGUUAACAUCCUGGGCAGAGUCUGCUCACAGGCAACUAUUAGUUUCCAGUAACGGUGUGCGCUGGUUAUUUUUAGCGCUUUGUGGCCAGGACCGCCGUAGGCUGGCUCCUCAGUCUAGGCAAUGACGUAGGAAAUACUGGCCUGGAAUUGCGGCUUUGCAAGUAUACAAUUGCAACGACACUUUCAUGUCUUGUAACAAGCAAACCACCUGUGAUGGUUAUAAUCCCAGCAGCUG
Molecule: messenger RNA, 1689 nt
Organism: Peromyscus californicus insignis
Lineage: Eukaryota; Metazoa; Chordata; Mammalia; Rodentia; Cricetidae
Product: histone H4
Exons: 1
Coding region: 920-1231 (103 amino acids)
Biological process (GO): nucleosome assembly
Cellular component (GO): nucleosome
Molecular function (GO): structural constituent of chromatin; DNA binding; protein heterodimerization activity
Source: RefSeq, a predicted model, not a curated record